Messenger RNA from Cladophialophora yegresii CBS 114405, 1356 nucleotides. RefSeq lists its product as uncharacterized. The coding region runs from base 1 to 1356 and encodes 451 amino acids. The record is from RefSeq and is a predicted model, not a curated record. The transcript has 5 exons. NCBI's taxonomy places the organism in Eukaryota, Fungi, Ascomycota, Eurotiomycetes, Chaetothyriales, Herpotrichiellaceae.
AUGGUUCUCUCACUUUCUUACCGCCGCCCGGCCUAUGUCUCGCCCUCCCGCGACUCACUUGACUCCGAGAAAGGUGGUCGGGUUGAGUCGAUCAACUCCAACUCGAGUUGCCCGUAUGGAAUCCCAGACGCUUUGUCUUUCGACCGGAUCAUCAACGGAGGGACAUGUCCCCCCGUCACCACACGUGAAUUCAUGGAUUUUCUCCGCUACAUCGAGUAUGAUGCCGAGAACCUCCAGUUCUAUCUGUGGUACAGAGACUACUGCAAGCGCUUCGACGGACUUUCAGAGAGCCAGAAGAAACUGGCUCCUGAAUGGACCGCUGAACAAGCAUUAGCGGAGAAGAACAUGGCCGAGAAAGAAAAACUACCGAAGAAAAUCGCAAGCAACGCCGCGGCUGUGUUGAGAGGAACCGACUUCGAUCCAAGCGCCAAAGCAGGCAUCCCGGAGGUUGCUCCGAACCCGUUCAACACUCCUCCGCGAACCCCUUCAGCUUCAGCCACAGAUCACGACAGUGUGAUUCCGUCUACUAUCGGCUACAGUGACGACGCAACCACCCUUCGGGCCGGAACUACGGACCACAGCAAGAGAGCUGCGGAAGCCUUCGAAGAAGUUGGAGCUCUUCAGCCUUUCACUGUUCAACCAUUCCGUGAAGAGAUCACUCGGAUCAUCGCUAUUUACAUUGCUGAUGGCGGCUCUCGCUUGCUCAACUUGUCGGCCAAGGAAAAGGCUGUUCUGCUCAAAGCACUGUCCGUCACCACUCACCCGUCAGCGUUCCGCGAUGUCAUUGCCACGGUGGAAUGGACUCUGCGACAUCAAGCACACCCCAACUUCAUUCGAUGGACAAUUUGCAAUGGCAAUAAACCGAGGCAGGCCUUCGCUCGUUUCUUGGGCGUGGCUGGUAUUGUUGGCGGUAUUGUGUACGCGAUUGUCAUCACUCUCAGUUCGGCCAACCGCGGAUGGAGAGCGCUGGCUUUCCUCGGGCUCUUCAUCGGUGUUGCCACUCUUUUUGCUGCUGGGAAGGGCAUGUGUGUGGUCCUGCACGGUAUGCACCAUAGACAUCUUCGACCGUGGGAGCUUUUCGGCGACGAAGACCAAAACUCCGCCGAAUACACAUCGAAGAAAGAUUCAUUUGACAGUCUGGGCUCGUCCAACAGCUACGAGGACGAGCCUUGGGUGGCCAAAUACGAGAAGCGCAACCUCGUCCGCAAGAUCUUCGACCGAGAAGUCUGGAUUCAGGAGCCUGCACUACGCCAGAUCCAAGACACCAUUUUUGUACAAGCUCUUCUUACUGCGUUUGUUGCCGGAGCCAUCACGACUGCAAUCUUCUUGGCUGUGCCACCUGGAAACUUUUUUUGA